AUGCCGGCCGAGGAGCUGCAGGCGGCGGCAGAGGAGGCUGACGCCGCUGAGGAGGACGCGGAAGCGGCGGCGACAGAGGAGGAGGGGGGCGUGCUUGAGGAAGGCGGGGAGGCAGAAGAGCCCAGCGAUGACGAAUGCCAACCUGCUUCUCUCGCCCCUCCUCUCGACCCCCUGCUUGCCAUGGAUGGAUCCUGUUGCUAA
Messenger RNA from Closterium sp. Naga37s-1, 201 nucleotides. The record is from the annotation of a GenBank genome assembly. Lineage: Eukaryota; Viridiplantae; Streptophyta; Zygnematophyceae; Desmidiales; Closteriaceae.